UUUAAAUUGGCAUCCAAAUAUGUUUUGUACACUGUCCAUAAGAUGGAGUACGCUUCUGCUAUUCUCUUUAUGAAGGGUUUAUCUUUAAAUUUGUGGGUAUUAGAGAAGUGUAUUUUUGGACAUAACAUGAACUUGGUACAUGAGAAUUUAUAGAAUAAUUGUACUGGUAGAUUGGAGCUUGAGUCUAGUAAAUUUGAAGUUGUGGUGAAACGUUUCGAUACCUCUUGAUCUGAGUGUUUUGAUGAUUUCUAAAUAACUUUUUAUCAGAUAUACAAGCCAAUGCAAAUUUUGUGUCUUUUUCUUGCUAGAAUUGGAAUCCUUAGACCCUAUGGGUUUGGUUGGGUGGAAAUGACAAAAUAGAGCCAUGGGAAACUGGGCUAUUUACCAUCUCCCAGUAAAAUUUGUCAAAAGCAUGUAUAACCAGAAAUAUGUUCAUUUUGUUGGUUCAGUUUGGAAAUUGCGGUUGGUGAUAUUCAAGCUUGAUGAAAUCUAUGGGUGAAUUAACUGAAUUGGAGAACAAUAUUGGGGAUAGUAAAAUUGGAAUAAAACAGGAUAUCUUCUUGCCCCUUCAUUUCUUUUCCUUUGUGUGCGUGUGUAUUCUGGGUGGGGUGGAGGGGAAGGGUGGGUUGAUUUCUGGACAAGAUGAGUUAAGAAUCGUGCAAGGAACAUUGUGAUCCUUAGUGAAUGAGAAAUUUCGGUUUAUUGGGGAUUACUAAGCAGCUGAUUACUUCAUCCACUCUUCCCCUUAUGAAUUUAUUGGAAUAUUGCCCAAGUCCCUUAUUUGUCUGGGAAGUACACAAGGAUACGGGUGAUUAUGUAGGAAUUGUCAUCCGUUCAUAAUGCAAAUGCACUUUUGGCUGGCAGGAUGAAGCUAAGAGUAGGAUUUAUUACUGCAUUACAUUUGUUAUUUGUUCCCUGCUCUGGCAUGUUAUAACAUUUGGUUUUGUUGGCAUUCUAGAGACAUGGGGUGAUACAUUCGUCAUGGAGAUUCUUUACUUGUUUUUAUAUCUCGGGAAGUAUUCUGGACAUUACCUCUUUGAAAGCUGUGCAUUGAUUGUCGGCUUUUAUGCUUGUCAAUUGAAGUGUCUGAGCAUGUCUAAUGGUUAUGUCAGGUAUUCUAAAUGUUGUGAUGUUUUCUUAGAUCGUGGUUGGCAAUCUAUUGGCUAGUUGACUGAAGAUAGAAAACCCCAGUGACUGAACUUCUGUCAUGAAAGAAUUCUGGAUUGUGUUACACUCUUGUGCUUCUAGUAGAUAUUUGAAUUAGUUAUGGUAUGAGUAAUUCGGUGCUCAAUGGGUGUUUGUGGUGCAUCUCAUUGAAGGAACUAUGCUUUCCGUGAGUGUCAUAGAGAUAUCAGAUUUCUGGAAUUUCUACAGACCUCAAUUAGGUGGAUUCCAAACUGAGCAGCCCAGGAGGGGAUGUGGAGGUACAUGCCAGCUGUAGCACAGGGUUGCUAUUUAUAUAAAACUCAGUAGCAGAGUUGGGGAAUUGGCUUGAGUGGGAGUGUUUAGUCUUAUUCUUGGUUGUCACUCCAUCUGAGAUUCCUUGCUGCCUGCAAGUGAUAUCUUUUGUCCUUGAAAUGCCUGCCUUUCCUUCCAAGUUUCCUUUCAGGGCCCUGUUUCCACAUCUGGAAAUAAGCUAGGUUUUAAAUUCUCUUGGAAUUUAGUCUGAAUAUUACUCUAUAAAUCAGUAACAAUGGCUGUCUAGUGCAACAGCGCAAGGGGCUUAAGAUGGCUUUCUAUUCUGCGGAGGAACAAACAGAGGAUUACCUUUUCAAGAUUGUCUUAGUUGGUGAUUCAGCUGUUGGAAAAUCAAACUUGCUUGCUAGAUUUGCCAGAGAUGAAUUUUAUCCAAACUCAAAAUCAACAAUAGGAGUAGAAUUCCAGACACAGAAGGUUGAAAUUAAUGGGAAGGAAGUCAAAGCUCAGAUAUGGGAUACAGCUGGUCAGGAGCGUUUUAGGGCUGUUACAUCUGCAUAUUACAGAGGUGCAGUGGGAGCUCUUCUUGUGUAUGACAUCAGUAGGCGACAGACAUUUGAUAGCAUUGGCAGAUGGCUUAAUGAACUUCACACGCACUCUGACAUGAAUGUUGUUACAAUACUUGUUGGGAACAAAUCUGAUCUCAAAGAUGCCAGGGAGGUCAGCACUGCUGAAGGCAAAGCCUUGGCCGAGGCACAGGGCCUUUUUUUCAUCGAAACUUCAGCUUUGGAUUCAUCUAAUGUAGCUGCUGCUUUUCAGACGGUGGUUAAAGAGAUAUACAACAUCUUGAGCCGAAAGGUUAUUCAAUCUCAAGAGCUCAAGCAAAAGGAUCCUAGCUCGAUUGGAAAUGGAAAGACUGUGGUUCUACAGGCAGAUGGGAACCAAGAUGCAGAUGAGCAAAGUAAAAAAGGUCGGUGCUGUUCAUCGUGAAGUUGGGCAUUGUAAAGACAUUCUUCUCUCUGUGAUCUGAAUGUCUCAAAUCCCUUUUGGCAAAUUCUGUUGUAGUUCGCUUUCCUGAUUGUGAACCAAUUCCUUGUUAGUGUUGAAACAGCAGGGAAAGUGUCUUUUGAUACCGUUCAGGGGCUAUAGGUGAAACUGUACCACAAGAGUGUAAAUGACCUGUGAGAGGUUACAAGAUUUUGUUUUUGUUCUCCGAUUUUUUUGCCUGCUGUCCGGUUUGUUUGAAUUUGUAUGGUUAUAUGUAUCCUUGUAAAGUAUGUUAAUUUCAUGGAUCCUCUCCAUGUCAUAUUCGUUUAUAAUAGAAUCUAGUUAUACGUAGC
This is a messenger RNA of Coffea arabica (coffee), 2756 nucleotides long. RefSeq names its product ras-related protein RABA5a. Gene Ontology annotation, molecular function: GTP binding; GTPase activity. The record is from RefSeq and is a predicted model, not a curated record. Lineage: Eukaryota; Viridiplantae; Streptophyta; Magnoliopsida; Gentianales; Rubiaceae.